This is a messenger RNA of Labeo rohita (rohu), 2553 nucleotides long. RefSeq names its product melatonin receptor 1A b (gene mtnr1ab). Gene Ontology annotation, cellular component: membrane. The record is from RefSeq and is a predicted model, not a curated record. The transcript has 2 exons. The coding region runs from base 261 to 1304 and encodes 347 amino acids. Lineage: Eukaryota; Metazoa; Chordata; Actinopteri; Cypriniformes; Cyprinidae. Gene Ontology annotation, molecular function: melatonin receptor activity. Gene Ontology annotation, biological process: G protein-coupled receptor signaling pathway.
CCCAUCCAUGGGCAUUUGAGAAGAACUUAACUUGCUGUCGGAUGUCACAUACCAACAAUCUGAUGUAGACAGAAAGCUAUAAAAGUGCGGACACAUGUCCGCGCUCAGAGCAUGAAGGCGUGCGCUCCAUCGAAGACCAUGACAUGAUAACAGACCUUCAUUUUACGCACGUUUACGCAAACGCAAUAACAGCCACACAUGGUUUUCCAAUGGAAUCAAAUCCUAUGAUUUAUGGCGAGGAUUAUUGAAGUGAAGAUAAAAUGAGCAUAAAUGGCAGCGGCUUGAUGAACAGUUCUUCACUGAGCCCUCUGAAUCGCCCUCCCUGGGUCGCCACAACUUUGGGCAGCUUUCUGAUCUUCACUAUCGUGGUUGAUAUACUGGGGAACCUCUUGGUGAUCUUCUCCGUGUACAGAAACAAGAAACUCCGAAACGCAGGGAACAUAUUUGUGGUGAGCCUGGCAGUAGCUGACCUGGUGGUAGCAGUCUAUCCUUAUCCUCUCGUGCUGGUCUCCAUUGUCCAUAAUGGAUGGAAUCUGGGACUUGUCCACUGCCAGAUCAGUGGAUUCCUGAUGGGUUUGAGCGUGAUUGGAUCUAUAUUUAACAUCACUGGCAUUGCCAUCAAUCGCUACUGCUAUAUCUGUCACAGCCUGAAGUAUGACAAGUUAUACAGCGACAAGAACUCGCUUUGCUACAUUCUUCUCAUCUGGAUACUGACCGUGGUCGCUAUAGUACCAAACUUUUACGUCGGGUCCCUGCAGUACGACCCCAGGGUCUACUCGUGUACCUUUGCGCAGUCGGCCAGCUCGGCGUACACCAUCGCCGUGGUGUUCUUCCAUUUCAUUCUUCCAAUCAUGAUUGUGACGUACUGCUACCUGCGGAUCUGGAUCUUGGUGAUCCAAGUGAGGAGACGCGUCAAACCCGAGUUCCGGCCCAAACUCACACCGCACGACGUGAGGAACUUCGUCACCAUGUUUGUGGUGUUCGUUCUUUUUGCCGUCUGCUGGGCCCCUCUUAAUUUCAUCGGCCUGGCGGUCGCUAUAGACCCCGGGCGGGUCGCGCCUCUCAUCCCCGAGUGGUUUUUUGUAUCCAGUUAUUUUAUGGCCUAUUUCAACAGCUGCCUUAAUGCCAUAGUCUACGGACUGCUGAACCAGAACUUCAGACGAGAGUACAAAAAAAUUAUUGUCUCACUCUGUACUGCGAGGAUGUUUUUCCCAGAGAGUUCAAACGAUGCUGUGGAUCGGAUCAAAAGCAAGCCAUCUCCUUUAAUGACAAACAACAACCAAGUCAAAGUAGAUUCGGUAUGAGAACACUGUGAAAGAAAACCAAAUAAGCAUUUCAGCAGCUUUCAAAACUGACUAUUUAUAACCAAUAUUUAUAACCUGAAUACAGGUGUAUGUAUUUCUUGUACCUGUUGCAUUUACAAAAAGGUGCAUUGCAAAAAUCUUGCUUGGUCUCAGUGUUUACAAGUUCAUAUUGUUAGACUUUUUUAUUUUAUAUACCGUAGAUCCACACAUUUUUUUUCAGGACAUCGUAACAUUUAUGCUACAAUCCAAUGCACACUCUGUCGUACAUAAGGAACUAGGUGCCAACUGAGCAGAACAUUAGUGCUUAGUCCUGAUAAGUGCUCAACAAUAUAAUUUAUGACCGUUAUCAUAUUGUUUUUUAGGUUUAGUUAUUUUCUGAUGUUUUUAGAGGCUGUCUGCAGCGCAUGCCAAAUAAUGCAUUUGCAAAAUAACACUUUGUUUAUUGUACUCAAGUGUAUUAUUUCUAGGCAACCUGGUUUAAAUUGGUAAGACAGCCAGUGCAGGCCAACAGAUUUUGUCCCAUGAAAGCAAAUGUCUUUAGGUUCCAUGACAGAUUUAAGACUGGGUUUAUGUAAAUGCAGGCAAGGACUUGGAACAGUUCAUUAGUUCACCAGUUUAGGAUUGUUUUUGUCAAUGGGGUCUAAAACAACACCGGACUGCAUUGAAUUUUAUUGAACGGACAAAAGAAAAAAAUGCAUUUUAUAAAAAUACAGUUUGGAGCAACAUGAGUAAAUGAUGACACAGUUUUCAUUUUUGGGUCAACUUUACUUUGAAAUUGUCACUGUAGCAUCUAUGUAACUGCAUAUCUUAUGAAAUGUUAACAAACUGCAAAGUCUAAAAAUGACAUUUUACAUAUUCAUGUUCCAUAACAGGUUCUUCUUAUCUCUCUGUUACAGCUCGUACGAUUGAUUUAUAUGCCAGAUUACACUGCUAUAAUAUGGCAGUUGAGUGCAUUUAAUGAUAAAGCAAUAUAAGUCUCUUUUUAAACAACUUAGGGUUAAUUCAGGAUUACUGGGUCAUAUCAAUGGCAAAAAGACUCCCAAUUUGCCUGAAUUCACCCAUCCAUAUUCUGGCAUACAGUAGAUCAAGUUCAGUGUACUACUAUAAAUCACCUUUACAAUAUCACAUAAAUGGCAUAUGUUCAACACAGUACCUUACUUUCUUGUUUACAACAUAAAAAUCAACUUAAUAGAACACAUUUGUUUGUCUGUCCUUGAACUUUUCAAUGUUAAUAAACUGUGCUGAAUAA